AUGAAAUUUUAUAGCUUUGGAGUCCUGUUGGCCACUGUCCUCUUCUGUGAGCAGCAUGUCUUCACAUUUCAGAGUGGCCAGGUUUUAUCUACUGUUCCCAGAACCUCUAGGCAAGUUCAAAUUCUGCAGAAUCUUACUACAACUUAUGAGAUUGUUCUCUGGAAGCCAGUAACAGGUGAAUUUAUUGCAGAAGAAAAAGAAGUUCAUUUUUUGGUGAAUGCAGCUGAUAUAAUCAAAGUGAAAUCCCAUUUACAGGAAAGCAAAAUUCCAUUCAGUGUCCUGAUGGAAGACGUGGAAGAUCUUAUUCGCGAGCAGACUUCCAAUGACACCAUCCACCCCCGGGCUUCCUCCUCAUACUAUGAAAAUUAUCACUCACUAAAUGAAAUCUAUUCCUGGAUAGAUGUUAUAACUGAGCGGUAUCCUAAUAUGAUUGAAAAAAUCCAUAUUGGGUCCUCAUAUGAGAAACGUCCACUUUACGUUUUAAAGGUUUCUAAAAAGCAACAAGCAGCCAAAAUCGCUAUUUGGAUUGACUGUGGAAUGCAUGCUAGAGAAUGGAUCUCUCCUGCUUUCUGCCUGUGGUUCAUAGGCUAUGUAACUCAAUUUUCAGAGGAAGAAAAUCUGUAUACCAAUCUUUUAAGGCACGUGGAUUUCUAUGUUAUGCCGGUAGUUAAUGUGGAUGGUUAUGACUACACAUGGACAAAGAAUCGAAUGUGGAGAAAGAACCGUUCUUUUCAUGAAAAUGAUCCUUGCAUUGGAACAGACCUGAAUAGGAACUUUGCUUCCAAACACUGGUGUGAGAAGGGUGCAUCAAGUUUCGCAUGCUCAGAGGUCUACUGUGGACUUUACCCUGAGUCGGAACCAGAAGUGAAGGCAGUGGCUAAUUUCUUGAGAAGAAAUAUCAACCAUAUUAAAGCUUACAUCACGAUGCAUUCAUACUCCCAGAUGAUAGUGUUUCCAUAUUCCUAUAACAGGAGCAAAAGCAAAGACCACGAGGAACUGUCCCUGCUGGCCAGCGAAGCCGUCCAUGCUAUUGAGAGGACGAGUGCAGGUGCCAGAUACACAUAUGGCAGUGGCUCAGAAAGCUUAUACCUAGCUCCUGGAGGUUCGGAUGACUGGAUCUAUGACUUGGGCGUCAAAUAUUCCUUUACAAUUGAACUUCGAGAUAAAGGCAAAUAUGGAUUCUUGCUGCCAAAGCGUUUCAUCAAACCCACUUGCAGAGAAGCUCUUGCCGCUGUUUCUAAAAUAGCUUGGCAUGUCAUCGGGAACAUUUAA
Molecule: messenger RNA, 1272 nt
Organism: Molossus molossus (Pallas's mastiff bat)
Lineage: Eukaryota; Metazoa; Chordata; Mammalia; Chiroptera; Molossidae
Gene: CPB2
Product: carboxypeptidase B2
Exons: 11
Coding region: 1-1272 (423 amino acids)
Biological process (GO): fibrinolysis; proteolysis
Molecular function (GO): zinc ion binding; metallocarboxypeptidase activity
Source: RefSeq, a predicted model, not a curated record